This is a messenger RNA of Siniperca chuatsi (mandarin fish), 3660 nucleotides long. It is a transcript of the gene gen1, whose product is annotated as flap endonuclease GEN homolog 1. Bases 152 to 3046 code for a protein of 964 amino acids. The record is from RefSeq and is a predicted model, not a curated record. NCBI's taxonomy places the organism in Eukaryota, Metazoa, Chordata, Actinopteri, Centrarchiformes, Sinipercidae. Gene Ontology annotation, molecular function: four-way junction DNA binding; 5'-flap endonuclease activity. The transcript has 13 exons.
UUGUUUUUAUAAUCAAGAUGAUUGAAAGUGUCAGAUCUAUAUUUACAACACAGAAAGCCCAGUCAUGAUCUAUAUUUAAUUUAAACGUCGAAUUCACUUUCUUUUUAACGUCGUGACAAUUAAUACCGCAACAAGGCUGCGUAGGAUAGAGAUGGUCAACGAAUUGGAACGUGGCCCAACGGCGCCACUGUUUGAAAACUCCGGGUUGUGGUGCUGUUUUGUGUUGUUUAGCACUGACGUUUUCUACUCAUUUUCUUUUGUUAAAUCAGUUAAAACCCAUUUUGGGGUAGUUAUGGGUGUUCACGAUUUGUGGUCUAUCGUCGAGCCGGUUCGUGAGUCGGUGCCGCUCUACAGUUUGAGCGGAAAGACGCUUGCAGUUGACCUGAGUUUAUGGGUGUGCGAGGCCCAGCAUGUCCAAGCAAUGAUGGGAAGAGUUACCAAGCCGCACCUGAGGAAUUUAUUUUUUAGGGUAUCAUCCCUCACGCUUAUGGGGGUGAAGCUUGUCUUUGUGAUGGAAGGAGAAGCCCCGAAACUUAAAGCAGAAACCAUGAGCAAGAGGACAGAAACAAGACGUGGAGGAUUCAAAAAGGCGCCUGCCUCUAAGUCUAACGUUACAACAAACACCAGCAGAGGGCGCUUUAAAGCUGUACUUAGAGAGUGUUCAGAGAUGUUGGACUAUCUGGGUGUGCCGUGGGUGACAGCUGCUGGGGAGGCUGAGGCCAUGUGUGCCUACCUGGACUCUCAGGGCCUGGUGGACGGCUGCAUCACUAAUGAUGGAGACGCGUUCUUGUAUGGAGCCCGGACUGUCUACAGGAACUUCAAUAUGAACAGUAAAGACCCUCAGGUGGACUGUUACAGGACCUCCAGGGUACAAACACAGUUACAUCUCUCCAGAGAGAAUCUUGUCGGUCUGGCCAUCCUCCUUGGCUGUGAUUAUAUUCCUAAAGGCAUACCAGGUGUUGGUAAAGAGCAAGCUCUGAGGCUUAUCCAGAUGCUGAAAGGACAAACAAUGCUGCAGAGGUUCAUCCAGUGGAAGGAGGAGAAUGCAGAUGUGUCUGAGGGAGUUGUGAAGAAGGUUGCUCACUGUCUCGUAUGUCGACAUCCUGGCUCAGCGAAAGCCCAUGAACGUGGUGGCUGUGUGCUUUGCGACAGUAAACAUUUCUGUCAACCUCACGACUUUGACUACCAGUGUCCCUGUGACUGGCACCGCUAUGAACAGACCCGCCUGGCUGUGUCUUUUGAGGCAAACAUCAGGAAGAAAACACUGGCAAGUCAACAGUUCCCCUUUACAGAGAUCAUUCGUGAGUUCCUGAUCUCCAAGGAUAAGCCUGUGUCACAUUUCAAGAGGAGACAGCCAAAUAUGCUGUUGAUGCAGAAAUUUGCCUAUGACAAGAUGGAGUGGCCGAAGCACUACACCAGUGAAAAGGUUUUAGUCUUGAUGACCUACACAGAGUUGAUGAACAGAAAAUAUGGAAGAGAAAUGUCCUCCCAAAUCAAGCCCGUCAGAAUAUUGAAGCCGAGGGUGAGGAAUGCCGUCGCUUGCUUCGAAAUCAUCUGGAGCACACCAGAACAUUAUGUGUUUCCUGAGGAUCAGCCUGCAGAGGAUCAACAUGAGGUGAGGACGGUGGAGGAAGAGUCUCUCUUCCGUUGGGCCUACCCAGAGGUGGUAGAGAGCUACCUGAGAGACAAAGCUCUGGCCGAAGAGAACAAGACCAAGAGGAAGAAGCCAAAGAGUAAAAAGGAGAAGCAAUCUCAAGUCUCAGAUAGUAUUUCUGACCUCUUGGCUCAGAUGACCCUACAAAGUUCCUCUAACACUCAACCACAAACGCUGCUCCCUACUAUUUCAAACACAGAGGAACCAGACGUGGUGGUUUUGGACACUCCAGUGAACCAUAAACAGCAGCGGAAGUCAAAAGAAGACCACAGCAGUCUGAGUGAUUGCCCCAAUACUCCUCUGUCUCAUGCAGAAUCAGAGGCCCUUGCUUCGCCUUCUGUCUCUGCUGUUAUCAACGCUUUACAGCUGAGUGAUAUUGACUGGGAUGCUUUGUCCUUCACGUCUUCUCCAACUCCACAAUCAGCCGUAAACCACACCACUGAGCCCCAGCUAAGCAAAACCACAGACAGUGAGGUCAAGGAAACAGAGAGCGAAAACACCUCAAGUGACGUCAAAGAAGCAGACUCCAGAUCUGCUCCAGAGUUGUGCUACACAGAGUGUCCUCUAAGGGACAGGGUGCUCAUGAGGAACACAGCUAAAGCUAUAGACCAGAUAGAGAUACACAAUGAUGUGGUCUCAAAACAACUAAACUAUGAGUUCGCUUCUCUCAAACACAUUCCUUCUCAUAACUCACAACUAAAUGGACAGAUCCCCAGUAAAGGUAGCAAUGACUUGACUGAAUUGUCAGGAAAAGAAUCAGCUGUUAACAAAAAAGAACCACUCACUGACAAAAGGCAGUGUGCAACAAAUAAGGCAGAGACAGAAACUCACAGUUCAAAGCAGCAAUUGAGGCCUACAGUACAAGCUCAAAGUAAGACAAAGGACAAAUGUAAUGACUCCCAAAAGCCUCCUCAGAAGUAUAAAUUUGUCAGAACAGCCACUUCAUCAUCGGCUGUCCCACCACAGAGGUGCCACUCUGACCCAGGUCAAAGCGACAAGGGCAGGAACCUGCCGCAGACCACCAAGAAGAGUGUAUGUAUGAGCAUGUGUUUGUCCAGCGAGGAAAGCGAUGCAGAGAAUCAGCAGUUUGGACCUCAAAGAAAAGCAAAGAUCAAGCCUAUAAACAAGAUCAAGGGCAGCUUCCUUUCAGACUUCCCCCUGAAACCAGUUUCUGGACCUAAAACAACCAAACAAACAGCGAAAACGUAUCAACUAAUACCCAUAUCAACAAAAAGCACAUGCCAGGAUGUCUCACCAGCUAAUGUGGAUAGUGAUGUGCCCCUUCAGACUCCAGCAUCACCUGUCGCUGUGUUAGAUAGUGAUGAUUCAGUGAUUUGUAGUGAGAGUCCGCUGCCACUGGCAGAGAGACUGAGACUGAAAUUCCUGAAGUGAGCGGCAUGAUUACAAGAUGAUGGACAAGAACUUGUAAGCUAUUGUAUGUUGAAUAUGAAAGUUUACUUAACCUUGGGAAUAGUUUGACAAAACAAAAUCCUAGCUCAAGGUCCACUUACUUACUUUUAACAGUAGAGCUGCAACAAUUAGUCGAUUAGUCAACUGACAGAAAAUUUAUCAGCAACUCUCGAUAAUCCAAUAAUUGUUUAAGCCGUUUUUCAAGCAAAUAAGUCAAACUUGUGAUGAUUCCAGCUUCUCACAUAUGAGAAUUUGCUGCUUUUCCUUGUCUUAAUGUUAUAAUAAAUUGAAUAUCUUUGGGUUUUGGACUGUUGAUCAGACAAAACAAGACAUCUGAUGGCAUCAGUUAGGGCUUAAAGCAAAUUGUGAUUUUUUUUCACUGUUUUCUUAUGUUUUAUGUACCAAACAAUUAAUCAAGAAAAUAAAAGUUAGUCUUAGCUUUGCUACACCCUGUGAUCCUAAAUGGAACAGUGUCUGUAGUUGUGCAUAAACACAGUUUUAAGUAUUAAAUGGGUGAGAUGUGGUUUGAAAGCCCUAGAAAAAGCUACUAAUUGGAUCUUGAGUCAAACUUUUUUUUUAAUCUAUUUCUUUACAUA